AUGGCCGCUUUCAGUGAAGGUGCUCUUAUAAAAAAAUUAGCGGAUUUAAAUCCUUCCCAGCAAAGUAUUCAAACUCUUUCAUUGUGGUUAAUACAUCAUAGAAAACAUCAUGCAUCCAUUGUUAAAGUUUGGUAUAAAGAACUCAUAAAAGCAUCUGAAAAAAGGAAAAUAACUUUUAUUUAUUUAGCCAAUGAUGUUAUACAAAAUAGUAAAAAAAAGGGACCUGAAUAUGGGAAAGAAUUUGGAAAUAUAUUACCUAAAGCAUUUGAACAUAUGUCUGGAAUAGAAAAUUUCGAUGAAAAAUCGAAAAAAAGUUUAGAAAGAGUUUUGAAUAUAUGGGAAGAAAGAGGGGUUUAUGAAUCGAAACAAAUAGGAGAAUUUAAAAGAGCUUUUGGAGAAGAUGAAAAAAAAAAACAUAGAAAAGAAAAAUAUUCUCCUCUAAACUUGAGAGAAAGAAAAAAAUCAGAAACUGAGACUGAAGUAGAAGUUGAUAAUUUGAAAGAAAUUCAUCUUACAUUAUCACCUAGAACACCUGGAGGUGAACCACCUGAACCUGAAGAAAUUAUCAAAGCUCUGAUGGAUUUAGAAAAUUCAGCAUCGAGUGAUGUGGCUGUUAGAGAAGCGAUCGCUUCUUUACCACCAGAAGUUUCCGAUGUGAGUCUUUUAAUUAAACUACAAGACAGAGCUGCUGCAGAAAAUUUAUCCAAACAAGUUAAUGCAGCUGCACAAUUAGUUAGUGAAUACAAUGCAAGAUUAUCUGCAGAAUUAGAAGACAGAAAAAAAGUGACAGCACUUUUAAGGGAUUUUACAGAAUCACAAAAUGAAUUGUUAUCCCAUGCGAAACAAAGACUAGAAGAGUAUCAAGAAAAAUUACAAAAAAUUCACCAGGUACGACAAGAAGUGAGGUCACACCUACAAAAUUUACCAGAUUUAACGCAAUUACCCGAUGUGACAGGUGGCCUUGCACCUUUGCCCUCAGCUGGAGAUUUAUUUAGUUUUAAUUCGUGA
Molecule: messenger RNA, 1008 nt
Organism: Pediculus humanus corporis (human body louse)
Lineage: Eukaryota; Metazoa; Arthropoda; Insecta; Psocodea; Pediculidae
Exons: 5
Coding region: 1-1008 (335 amino acids)
Biological process (GO): mRNA 3'-end processing
Cellular component (GO): RNA polymerase II, holoenzyme
Molecular function (GO): RNA polymerase II complex binding
Source: RefSeq, a predicted model, not a curated record